AUGGCUGUGGAAGCCGGCAGGAGGCUGCUCGUGCAGUGGGGGGAUGGGCAGGGCUGGCAGGCCCGCGUCGCCAUCGCUCCCGCCACCGCCGCCGAGCUGCAGGCUAUCAUGGAAGUUCAAGCGACUCCCGAUCAGAUAACAGCAGGGAAGAUAUGGUGGUGCGGGACCCCAGACGGCGACGCCUACCCUCACUGCCUGGACGUGGGCCCGCUCAGCGGGUUGAUCCUGUGCGACGACGAGGGCCGACCAGAUCGGGCGACGCUCCUCGGCACCCGGUUCACCAACCGCACGCGCGUGUAUGGCACGGACUGGAGCGCCACGCCGCUGGAGUUCGCCAAGAUGAUCAAGCUGUGCAUCGGCGACCAGUGGCUGGAGCCGCGGCUGGCAGUAGUGGCAGCUGGGGGUGGAGCGGUGGCGAAUCUGAUUGAGGUCGGAUCGCGGACGCUGCCGUCCCCGACGCCCGACGGCUGGCAGGUCGUCUGGAGCACGGGCGGCACCCCCCGCAAGACGCUGCUGGGUAGCCUGAACGUUGAUGAGUCCGCUGUCUGCGACGUCGGCGCCCUCGCCGUGAAGGGCUCAGAGGUGCUGCUGCUGCGGAGGAGCUCAGGCGUCGAGGACGACCUGGACUCGGAUGCCCGCGUGCUCAGCAUCGUCCAGAGCCCGAGUGGAGAGAGAUGGCGCCCAUUCAAAGAUAGUGUGAGAGAGAUGACUGAGACAAGCUGGGCGGCGUGGCCAAUCCUUGGCCCCAGGACCGCCCGGUGGUGUCUCGAGUUCAUUGCUGAGCAAGACACCCACCCCCGCGCGCGGCACACGAAAUGGAGACAUGAAGCGGGGGUUGGUGGUCAGGACAUCGGUUGUCAGGACCACGAGCUGGCGAUGAGAAUGAUAGAGCUCGCCGUGGUGUACGACCAGCUCAACAUCACCGAGCUAGCGAGUUUCGAGCUGCUCUUGAGGAGGGCGCAGCUCGCGGAGAUGCGGUAUCGUGACAAGAUCCUGGGGAAGCACGGCGGGGACGAGUUCGCGGAGGAUGAGUUCCUGUACAUGGGGGCCGGCCUCACGCGCGGCCUGGUGAUGGUGAGCCCGGACCUCUCGGACCACAUCACCGAGCAGCUCCACAAGGAGGCCGCCGUGAUGAAGGAGCGCAGGAAGUUGAAGGAGGAGAGGCAGGCAAGCCGUGCCCCCGGCGGAGGGGGUGCGGGUGGGAGCUCAUCCGCAGCGGCCCAGGGGCUGCAGCAGAAGGUGAACGCCCAGGCCGCCGAGAUCCGCAGGCUGAUGGACAAGGAGUGCGGGUUGGAGCACGUCAGGCGCGUGGUGGAGGACGCCGGGCCACCGCCAGCUUGCACCGCCGCGGCAGCCCAUCGAGAGCUGUGCGGACCUGGGCACGGCUACGUCUUCGAGCCGGAGCACAUCGCGUCCUACGACCGGUCCCUGGUCUCUCUGCCGAAGGGGGGCGCCCUCGUCGAUGGGAGCCGCAUCCUGGGCGGCAGCCAGGCGCCCAAGCCCCACUACGACGGCAAGUUCCGUUCCCGAUCUACCUACGCCCAGUUUGUCGGUGACCUGUUGGACGCCGGCGUGGUCUCCCUGAAGCAGCAGCGGGGGGAGACCGUGGGCGCGUUCUUUGUGCACAAAUCGAAUGGUAUGCAGCGUUUAAUUAUUGACCCUCGGCGUGUCAAUGACUUGUUUGAAGCUCCAGCGCACACAGUGCUCCCGACGGCGGGGGCUUGGUCGGCGUUGGAGGUCCCCAUGGACCAGGAGCUGCACCUCGCCCAGGCCGACGUGGACAACGCGUUCUACAGGAUCGGCUUGCCGCGGGGGGCGCAGGAGAUGUUCGUUUUGAGAGCUGUCCACCUUCCCACCCUGCUGAAGCUGAGGCCUGACCUCUCAGAUCAGCUGCCGCCAGGGAUCGAGACGUGGGCGUCACCUUGCCUAGAGGUGCUUCCCAUGGGGUGGACGUGGAGUCUCUACUUUUGCCAAUGCAUGGUGAUGGCUGGUGUUCAGGCUGCUGGCUUCGCCCUCUCCGAUUUCAUCCAGGACCGCCGUGCAGCCCCGUCAGUGACGGACCGCAACCGUGUGGCCGUCUACGUGGACGGAGUCGCUGUGGUGGGGCUGGGGGCUGACCUGGUGACCUCCGACUGCGAGCGGGUCGCCGCGAAGCUGGAGGCGCUGGGCCUGAAGUGCAAGGGCGUGGAGGCGGCUGGCUCGGACACCACCUUCGCAGGCCUGAGCUUCGAGGUCGCCUCUGGCAAGAUACGGCUUUCUCGGUCACGGACGUGGAAGUUGAGACGAGCUUCGGCAUCUCCUUGGCCAGCGAUCCUGCGGCGUGAACUGCUGAGUGUGUUCGCGCAGACCUACAGGUACAUCGCCCUGGCAGGCUCCAGGAGGUGGAGGCUCUGGCCCUGCGUGGAGGCCGAGCUGCGGCGGGCCGCGGCCUUGGUCUGCUUCGCGUUCGUGGACGCCAAGCGGCCCUACAGCGCGGUCGUGACCGCGUCCGACGCCUCGGGGGCCAGCCGCCACGACUUCGGCGGGUACGGCGUGAUGGAGACCGACUGGGACCUGGAGAGCGUGAGGGCCGCGGCGGGCCAGGCCGAGAAGUGGCGGUGGUGUGUCUCAGAUACCAUCGCUGCUCGCGCCCAGACGCUCGGCCUGCCGCAGGAGCAGGGACCAAAGCGUCCAAUGUCUCGCCAGGCAGGAGUCACUUUCGACCAUAUCACGCCCAGCCAGAUGGGCGACGACAGCAGCUGGCGCCUGUGCGCAAAAG
Messenger RNA from Prorocentrum cordatum, 2758 nucleotides. NCBI's taxonomy places the organism in Eukaryota, Dinophyceae, Prorocentrales, Prorocentraceae. The record is from the annotation of a GenBank genome assembly.